This is a messenger RNA of Triticum dicoccoides, 1647 nucleotides long. RefSeq lists its product as uncharacterized. The record is from RefSeq and is a predicted model, not a curated record. Lineage: Eukaryota; Viridiplantae; Streptophyta; Magnoliopsida; Poales; Poaceae. The transcript has 4 exons. Bases 306 to 713 code for a protein of 135 amino acids.
AUUGGACCAGUUAGAGGAGCACACGACGGCAAUGGUUUAUGUUGUAGAUCUUGAUUUUGCGCUGCAUGAUGUAGAUGGAUGAGAGUCUUAAAAUGCAGAUGCUGGCACUGGCGAAUCCAGGAAGAAAAUGAAGGCUGUCGCACAAGUUGUUAUUUAUUUGGGCAGGCUUGAGCCCAUCCAAGCCCGACCCUCAGAUUCAGGUUAACCUUGAGGAUUUUUAAGAAUACAAGGGUUUGUGAAGAUUUCCAUGCCGGGUCCAGUUAUAGCACCGUCAUGGGCUCAGGUUGCAAGAGUGCAUCGCCUCGAUGCCAAGUUUUCUCACCAUGAUGUGCGUCGCCAACCUCGCCGAAUCAUCCUUCUACCAUCAGGAACAACUGAAGCCAAGGCACGAACCACCAGCGGAUCCGACGACCUCAAAGCACACCACUUACAUCUGCGGCCACCACGAGGCCCACCGCCACCAGAUCGGAGUCGGACACCCCAAGGCAUGUUCAGACUCCAGAGACGAAGUCAAGCUAAAGUUGUUAAUUGUUAAGUGCCCAAUGAUUGCUGGUUCAGAUAAGAAGCAUUGGGAGGAUAAGCAUUAUACAUACUGCAGGCUUGGGGCGGGCUAUGCAAAUAUCCUGGUCAUGUUUUUCUCCUCGCAUGAGCUUUUAUGCCACCGCCAUUCCGGUCUGCUCGGUGAAAGCAUGGUGUCGUUAGUUUUCAGCUAAAUUACACAAUGAAAUGGAAUCAGAUGUUGAUAGAUGUCUUGUACCGAUGCAACAGUUAUACUGCUAUAUGUUCUACCUACAGAAGUCAAAUUUGACAGAGUUAAUCCUUAGAAACCCCAUCUUAUUAUCAUGGGCACAUAUUAAUUGAACGAUGGUGUUCAAACAAUAAAAAAACUAAUAACUAUUUCUUGACCAGGUGGUAUACACAAUGUCCAGAUAUUUUGCCUUGCCAUCACAUUGUACAUUUCCGUACACUUGUGUACAUAAUCAAGCUAAAGUCAUAUGGAACAAAGUGGAGUGAGUGUGCCAAGGAGUGGCCAAGCUGAACAGAGGGUGUAGCAGGAUGCAACAAGCACUCUAGGUGCUCUUCCAGCUGAGAUGCUGCCGCUCAUUUGGAAGCUUUCGCAGAAAAGGAACAUUUCGGGCAAUGAGGAGCUGCAAAAUGGGAGAUGGAUGAUUGGGUUGCUUCGCAUGUACACGGAAGACGAGAUCCAUCAGAUCCUGGGGCUAUGGGAGUAGCUUCAAUAUGCAAGACUCUGAGGACGCCUUCUCCUGGAAGCUGACAAGCAAUGGAGUUUACUCUGACAAGGCCGCUUACGACGCCCAGUUCAUUGGCUGAAUUAAGCAAUCGGAACUGAGCUGGGCGUGGAGGAAAAGAGUGGAAGGAAAGAUCAAGUUUUUCAUUUGGCUUCUGCUCCAAAACAUAAACUGUACCACGGAUAGGCUCCUGCUUCGCUGCUCCUUCUCUAAGCAGACUUGACAAUUAUUCUCUGGAACAAACCCUGAGUGACGCUGGGCACUCCUUUCUUUCUCUGUUUUCUUCUUCCUUUCUUUUAUUUUCUUUGCUCCGCUCCCUCCCGGAGCGUCUGUAAGCUGCUUGCAGCUAGUGUGCAGUUUUCCCCCAUAUGAAAUGCAAUGGCAGAGCUCCUGCUGA